AUGUUACUGAUGGUCUUUUUCCUCACCAUACAUAUUAUAUCUGUAUCAAGUGAAGAAAUUUUUAAAUACGUCGUUGAAGAAAAAUCUCCAAUAAAUACUUUUAUUGUUGAUUUAUCAAAUGACUUAGAAAUAAAAACAUUAGCAUCAUAUUCAUUAUUUGAGCUAAUACCAAUAAAUAAAAAUCUAUUUUCAAUCAAUAAUCAAACUGGUUAUUUAACAACAUUAUCAAUUCUUGAUCGUGAACAAAUGUGUUUAAAUCAACAAUGUUCAUGUAAUUCAUGUGAAAUAUUCUAUCAACUUAUUAUUAAUAUUCAACAAACAACUAUUUAUAAAAUAAUUGAAAUUAAAAUUCAAGACCGAAAUGAUCAUUCACCUAUAUUUGAUAAUGAAUCAAUGAUACAUAUUAUACAUAUUAAAGAACAUGUACCUUUAGGCUAUAGAAUUGUAUUACCAAUUGCAAAUGAUCCUGAUGAAGGAUCAAAUAGUGUUCAAUCAUAUACCCUUGAUGGAGCGAACUCGGAUGAUUUUUAUGUAGAUUAUACUUCGAUUGACAUACCGUAUUUAGUUGUACGCUCAUUACUUGAUCGUCAACAUAUAUCAUCAUAUUUGUUAACGUUAACUGCGUCAGAUGAUGGACAACAACCUAAACCACGUACUGGUUCAAUUCAACUUGAUAUACGUAUAAUAAAUGAUUCAAUUCCAAUAUUUCUUCAAUCUGUUUAUAGCAUUGAUGUUCGUGAAGAUACUUCAGUUGGUACAAGUUUAAUAAAAAUUGAAGCAAUUAGUGAUAAUAAUGCAAAGAUCUUUUAUGAACUUUUAACUGAAUCACCAUUUAUAAUUGAUCGUUUAACGGGAAGUAUUCAAUUAAAAAAAUUAUUAGAUUAUGAAAGAGAAAAAUCAUAUCGAUUAACAGUAAAAGCCUAUAACAAGUUCAUACCUAUUUAUGCAAUAAUAUUUAUUCGUAUUAUCGACAUUAAUGACAAUCCUGUUUUAAUUCAUAUGAAAAUUGAAGAAAAUAGAACAUUAAAACAAACACAAAAUGAUAAAAAUAUUUUUUCGAUUCCUGAAGAUACAUUAGUUGGUACAACAUUAGCACAUGUUAUUCUCAAUGAUCUUGAUUCAUUUGCUAAUGGAAAUCCAUAUUUACAAUUAACAACAAUUCAACCUCCAUUACCUUUAAUAUAUAAAUUAAUCUAUCAAAAUAAUUUUCAAAAUACUAAACUUUAUUCUUUAAUUCUUCACACAAAUAUUGAUCGUGAAUCAAAAUCAAUCUAUGAUAAUAUUCAGUUAAUCGCUCAUGAUUCUGGUACACCAACAUUACAUACAAGAUCAUUAAUAUUAUUAAAUAUAACCGAUAUAAAUGAUUGUAUUCCACAGAUUGUAACAAAUUCAAUAAUAUAUAAUAUCAAUGAAAAUAAUCCCAUUGGUCUUAUAAUCGAUACAUUAAAUGCCUAUGAUUGUGAUAUAGGUAUAAAUGCUGAAUUUGAAUAUCAUUUAUUAAAUAAAACAGAUUUGUUAAUAAUCAAUUCUGAAACAGGACAAAUAAGUUUAAGUCAAUCAAUUGAUUUUGAAAAAUUUCAUCAAGAAAAAAAUUCUACAACAAUUGAUUUAGAAUUUUAUAUUCAAGUUCGAGAUCAUGGACAAUUAUCAUUAUCAAGUCAAACAAAAAUAAUACUUCGAAUUCUUGAUUUAAAUGAUCAUUCACCAGAAUUCGAUCGAAAUCAAUCAUAUAAUUGGACAUUUUCAAAAUCUAUAUUACAACCGAAUACAAUUCUUGGUCGAAUAUUUGCUUAUGAUUAUGAUUCUGGUUUGCAAGGUAUUAUACAUUAUUCAAUAUGUUCAUUUGAUUCAUGUUUAAUAUUGAAUAUAACAUCACUUGGUUAUAUUUAUAUUCAAUCAAAAACAUCUUGUUCAUUUUUGUCUUAUACAUUUGAAAUAACAGCAAGCGAUUAUGGUUUUCCAAAUUUUCGUUCAACAAAAAAAUUAUUAACUAUUAAUAUAGAUUCAAAUCAAUUAACAAUUAACUCAUUACCAAAACGUUUACCAUUACCAAUGCAACGAACAACUGUUGAUAUAAAUUCUAUUGGUAAUAUUUCAUUUAUCAUUGAUAUAACAAAUAAUCAUUCUAUACAACCAAAAAUUUAUUUAAAUAAUACAGAUUUAUUUACAUGUUGGAAUAUAAGUUCAACAGGUGAACUUCGUCUUAUAUCAAAACCUUAUACAUCAUCAUAUAUAUUAUUUUUUAAUAUUAUUGAUGAAUAUAGAGAAGAAAAUUUUUUAAUAAAACUUCAAAUUGAUAUAUGUAAUAGUUCAAUAAAAAAUUCAUGUAAACAAUUAAUAUAUUAUGAAAAUCAAAAAGUAAAUCAAAUAUUACUUUUUUGGGCAAUUUGUUUAGCUAUAAUAAUAACAUGUAUAUGUGUAUUUAUAUUUUCAAUAAUAACUUGUUUUUAUUGUCGAAAACAACCGAAACAUAAGAAAUUAUUUAAAAACCAACAAAAGUUUUUACAAUGUAAUGAUGAUUUUCAAAGUGAAAAGACUUUUAAAACUUCAUCUGGUUCAACAAUUCGUGAAGAUGAUCGAGAUUCAGCUUGUAUUAUCAAUACAAAUUCAUCAUCAUUAUCAUCUAGUGUCGUACCAAUACAAAUAAAUUCAUGGUAUAAUAAUCAAUAUGAUUCAUCAGAUGUUCAAAAUUAUCAACCUUCAACUUAUUUUUAUGAUCUUAAAUUAGCUGAAUUGAUACGUAAUAAUCAAUGUCCACCGUGUGUAUAUUUAAAUUCUCAACCAUGUCAAUCAUUAAGUACGGAUUAUGGCUUUGCUAGUUCAAAUGCAUCUCCAUCGUCAAUUUCUUAUUCGUCAACAAAAUUAAAUCAAUCAAAUAUUAACUCAUUAGAAUGGAGUAUUGAAAUGGAUGUUGAUCAAUUGCCACAACAACAGACGAAUAAAAAAAGUUUUAUUUCAGCUCAUGAAUGUGUUGUUUAA
Rotaria sp. Silwood2 is the source of this 2979-nucleotide messenger RNA. NCBI's taxonomy places the organism in Eukaryota, Metazoa, Rotifera, Eurotatoria, Philodinida, Philodinidae. The record is from the annotation of a GenBank genome assembly.